CGGAAUGAUUGAAGUGACUUUGUCUUCUAUUGUCACGUGAAUAUAAAACGAUCUAGUAAAAGUAUAAAACCUGUUCCAUAGUUUCGUGUUAAUAAAAUAGUAAACAAUUUCACUCUUAAUUUAUUUUUGUAUGGUGUCUUUAGUAUCGCAAUUAUAAUUUUUACUAUCAGUUAAGCAAUUAGAUCAAUAUAUACAUAUAUAUUUAUGUACGGAUUACUUAAUUAAAUACGAAAAGUGCGUAUGUAAAUAUUAUUUCAGUGUAUAAAUUAGUAAAAAUUAUCAGUGUUUUCAACAGAAAUUCGACCAAUGGAAUCUAAUAAAGUAGUAGAUAUGCAGACAGAAGAAGAAAAAGAACUUGAUGAACCCAAUCGGAAGAAACAAAAAGUCUCCGAAUGUCCUUUUAAAAGUAAUUUUAAAGUAAAUGAGUCGGUGGAGUUAGCGAACGAAUGGGAAGGAAUCGAUGAUGAUCAGUCCAAACAAUGCAGUAGUGAUGGAGAGUUAGUAGACAAUGAUAAGUCUCCUAAUAAAAAAGAUGGGGAUAAUAGUAAUGAUCUUGAUGACAAUGAUGUACCUGAUUCAGAAACUGAUGAAGGUCCUUCUCAUGAUGAUUUAAGACAGUUUGAUGUACUUGAUGAUAUUGACCAUCAUUCAGAUCAAGAUGAGUCAAGGUGUGAUUCUGAUAGCAAUUACAGUAUGGAUUCCGACGUUCCGGAUGAAGAAAUCGAAGCUAUGUUAGAUGAAGGUCUCCCAGAUGAAUUCAAAGGUAAAAGGAAAGAUCGAGGGGACUGUAUGCCUUAUGAAGAGAAGGAAAAACUAGUCUUAGAUGAAAUCGGGCACAAUCAUUUUGAUGCUUUACCUGAAGGUUGGGUUCAAGUGACACACAACAGUGGAAUGCCCUUGUAUUUGCAUAAACAAACUAGAGUCUGUACCUUAGCGAAGCCAUAUUUUCUUGGCCCAGGAAGUGUGCGUAAACAUGAAGUCCCAGUGAGUGCAGUGCCUUGUUUACAAUACAGGCGAGCGCUAGAAGAGGAAGAAGAGGAAAAACGAAAAGAAAUAGAACGUAAAUCAAGCGGCGUCGAAGCUUCUAAACUACCGAGUGCUAAAAUAGAAACUAUUCAAGAAAAUCUAGCCAAUCAUUCACUUGAUAGCGAACGAUUGCGGAAGUAUUGCCAGUCACUUUUCAGAUUCAAAACAAUUAAAGUCAUGAGAUUUCAAUCAUGGUCAGCGCGAAGAAAGUUUACAAAGAAUAAAAAAAAUCGUAAACAAUUAGAACGCCCGACAUUACCAGACGGUACCAAAUUAAUAACAUUUCCAAUUGGUACCGGAACAAAUUCAGGAAGUGGCAGCUCUGGUGCCGGCGAUGAUAAUGUCAGUCAAAGACCACCGAAGCAUUGGAUAAUGAACCCAUCAGGCAAAAGUUUUGUGUGCAUUUUGCACGAAUAUGUACAGCACGCUUUGAAAAAACAACCCACGUACAAAUUCAAAGAACUAGAAAAUGCCGCAACGCCAUAUUCUGCAAUAGUCUGUAUCAAUGAUAUGGAGUACGGUAGUGGUUUUGGCAGCAGUAAAAAACAGGCUAAGGCUAACGCGGCUCGAAAAACAUUAGAAAUAUUGAUACCGCAGAUGCGUGAUAAAAUAUCCGGUGAAAUGGCAGAAGACAGUUCAGUUAACGCCGGAAGAACAAUAAAAGCAUCGCGCAAUAAUUCUGAUGCUGACUUAUCAUUUUUUGACGAAAUUUCUAUUACGGAUCCACGCGUCGCUGAAUUUUGCGCUAAAACAACUGAGCCGUCACCUCAUGCUAUUUUAAUAACAUGUUUGCAAAGGAAUUUCGGACUUGGUGAUAUGCACAUAAAUUAUUCUGUAAAUACUUUGAAGCAUCAACGAAAUGAAUUUACUAUGAGAGUCGGUAAACACGAGGCAACAGUUAUUUGCAGAAAUAAAAAAGACGGGAAACAGCGAGCAGCCCAAGCAAUUUUACAGCUUCUUCAUCCUAGUAUCCCGUCCUGGGGUUCACUUUUGCGUCUCUAUGGCUCGCGUAGUGUCAAAUCUUUUAAAGAAAAGAAACAACUUGAACAAGAGAUAACACUGUUGCAAGGUAAAGCCGCCGUCAAUCAGCCAAAUCACGCCAUUCUAGAAAAGCUAAGACAAGAAAUGAGAAAAUUGGCUGAACAACGUCAAGCAGUACAACCCAUCGGUAAAUUUAUAUCAUCGGAUCUUCCCACUGGAUCUGCUGCCAAUUUGAACAAUGUAAAUUUAUAGUAUUUUGAAUCCUAGAAAAUUUAUUACUAAGCUACAUACAUUAAUAGUGUGGUAAAAAUUGUAUGAGUGAUUCACGUGAUCGUUUUUAUAAUUGUUGAGAUAUCUAUCUCAGUAUUAGAAUUAAUUUAAAUCGAGCAGGUCUUAUUUAUUCAUUUUUUUUUCUACCAGAUUUUUAGUAGUACUCAGUAUUCUUACUACUGGAAUUUUCUAGAUUAUUUUAAUAAUGUUUAUUUUUUUUCUUUUUGAAGUCAUUUUAAACAAAUCAGUAGUAUUAGAUAAAAAAUUAUUAUUAUUAUUAUUAUUGUUAUUAUAAAUGAAAUUAUAAUAAUGGAAUGUAGUAUUGAUUAUAUAAAUUGGGUAAAUUACUAUUUAUUAUAUAUUUAAAAAACAAAAUCAAAAAGAAAUUUUUUUGUUUAAAAUAAUUUUCAUGAUACCAGCAUCGAAACUUAAAGUUUCAGUGACUCUACAGCGAAUUCGUAAUUCGAAAAUACCUUCAUACAGCGGGCAGAAAUAUGCGUGUUUCUUCCCUUGGGAAAAAACACAAUUGUUUCUGCCCGAUGUCAGUUAUACUUAAGGCUGGACCGCGACUAACGAAAUCUCGAAUUUAAGAAUUCUAAUUAUUUAUUAAGUAAUUAUCAUAGCAGGAAUUUUCUUAGUUUCCGACUUAAAACAGAAGACGAACUUCCUCGGAAGAUUUUCAUAAUCCGAGUUCCAUAAAUAUUCAAAAAGUAAUUAGAAUUCUUAAAUUCGAGAUUUCGUUAGGUACGGCCGAGCCUUAAUGUUCAUUUGCAGCCUUAUUACUAUCAUUUGUUUACUUGUCACUUGAUUUUACUAAUUUCAUUUUUUAAGUGAUAGUUUUAAUUAACCAAAUAAAAUUACUAAAAAAUGAGUGAAAAUAAUAAUUUUGUUUUAUUUACUAUUUAAUAAGUGUUCUCCGCAUCAUCAUCUUGAAAUUAACUUGUUUCUUACUGGCUGCUGACACUAAAUCGUGAAGUUCCGAUGCAGGUAAUCAUGAAAAAUAUAGUGUGUGACUCAGGAUAAAACACGAUUUCAGACUGCGGGUGAUGUCAGCCCUGCGGCUCAGGCAGCCAACCUCACCCUAGUCUGAAAUCGUCUUGUUUUAUCCCUUGUCACACAAUAUACUAUAUUUCUUUCAAUGUAAGAAUGAAGCUACAAAUUAGUAUAUUACAGACCUAAAUAGGAAAGUAGGAAAUUACAACCCCCAUGUUUGCCACCCCCGCCUUCGGAUCAUGUAGACAAUUACCCGCUGGUAUAAAUGUUUUACUUUCCUCCCUUGGUGUGUAAUUUACUAUUUUUUUAUAUCAUUCUUAUAUUAUAAGUAAUAAAUAUAUAUAGCAAUUAAAAUUGAAUGUAUUACUAUAUUUA
Messenger RNA from Microplitis mediator, 3645 nucleotides. RefSeq names its product microprocessor complex subunit DGCR8 (gene pasha). Lineage: Eukaryota; Metazoa; Arthropoda; Insecta; Hymenoptera; Braconidae. Gene Ontology annotation, cellular component: microprocessor complex. Gene Ontology annotation, molecular function: identical protein binding; primary miRNA binding; heme binding. Bases 307 to 2259 code for a protein of 650 amino acids. The transcript is spliced from 6 exons. Gene Ontology annotation, biological process: primary miRNA processing. The record is from RefSeq and is a predicted model, not a curated record.